AAGUCUAACAGUGAAUUGCUCAGCAAUUGUAAUUUACUCGGUGGUUCUAAUAUCAACAAUGUUCUUCUCUCUUCUUUUUUUUAUAGCUCUACGUAUUGGAUUGAAGACGUCAGCUCAUUUGUGGGCGCUGCUGUGACGAUCGGAGUGGUGUUCGGUUUCUUCUAUGCAUUUUUUGUGGUGACACUUUAUGCAGCCGCCACCUUUAGGAGCCAGCGGAGCUGUGGUAUAAUAAUUUCUUCUAUGGAGUGUGUGUACGGUAUAUCUAACACAGUGGGCUUCCUUGUCGGAACUGCUCUCCUUGAGUGGUGGCCAGAUGCUAUACCGUUCUUUAUUUCCGGUGGUUGUAUGUUUCUCGGUGCACCGUUUAUACUACUACGAUCUCCAGCCAAAUCAAUUAAAAUUCCAAGAGACCAACCUGAACAAAAUGCUAUCCGCCUCUUGUCCAACGCUCCAAUGGUUCUCAGCGUUGCAAAUGUCGGAAUCGCCAUAUCGGCCCUCGGCUUUCACGACGGAACUUUGGAAUUCCAUCUCAAGGAAGGGGAGUUCCGCCUUCCCGACAUAGAAGUGGCUGCUGUGUUCUCUGUUCUCUACAUCUCUUACUCACUGGGAGCUCUCUUCUGGGGAUACCUAUUCACAUACAAGUUGGAACAAGAGGACGUUUCGGUGCUGCUCGGAUUUAUGAUAAUGGCCGUGGCGUUCCUCUUCGUGGGUCCCGCUCCGUUCCUGCCGAUUCCGCCAUAUCUGUGGAUCGUCUACCUCACCCAAGCCACGAUAGGUUUUGGUAGUGCUGCUGUGGUCGUGGCCAGCUACAGCCUCGCACUCAAGAAAGCCAUUGAACGAGGAUUUCCAGACAGUAUGUGGACUUACGCUACUGUUUGUGGGUUCCUCUUCGGUGCGAUUACUCUUGGGUCAUCAGUAGCGCCACUGCUGAGCAGAUAUGCCGCAGAAAACAUAGGCUACGAUAAUGCAUCUCUGGUCAUGCUUGCUGUAUUGGUCAUCUGUGUUAUUAUGAACUUCGCCUCGUGCAUCAGAAACUCUAAGCGGAGGCGGACUAUCCUUCGCGACACAACGGAGGAUGGAGCGUACCAUAGAAGAGAUGAUCCCUGACGAAACCGUCACCUCUCGUCUUGGGCAUUGUCCUCUCCCUUUGAUGUGCGACUUCCACUCGCCCAUAUACAAGGCCCCUUGGUCUUUCUUCUACCUA
Molecule: messenger RNA, 1204 nt
Organism: Dermacentor silvarum
Lineage: Eukaryota; Metazoa; Arthropoda; Arachnida; Ixodida; Ixodidae
Exons: 10
Coding region: 241-1107 (288 amino acids)
Biological process (GO): transmembrane transport
Molecular function (GO): transmembrane transporter activity
Source: RefSeq, a predicted model, not a curated record